Molecule: messenger RNA, 1341 nt
Organism: Fusarium coffeatum
Lineage: Eukaryota; Fungi; Ascomycota; Sordariomycetes; Hypocreales; Nectriaceae
Exons: 7
Coding region: 1-1341 (446 amino acids)
Cellular component (GO): intracellular anatomical structure
Molecular function (GO): RNA binding
Source: RefSeq, a predicted model, not a curated record
AUGGGGGCUGAACCUGGCAAACAGGCCGAGAGCUACAGACACAAGCAGCCCAUCCGUGCCGGUCACAUCCUUGUUUUCGUGACCAAAGAGAGGGAAAUCGAGGAGAUGUUUGUCCGUCUGCGCAAACAACACCCAACCCAGCAGGUCAUUGCCAUGUACGCCUCUCUCCCCAAGGCUGACCGUGACGCGGUCACUCUUGGCUUUAACAAGCCGACCAUCAUCGUGAGCACGAAUAUUUGCGAAACUAGCGUCACGAUUCCCAGCGUUGAAUACGUCGAUGAGUGUGAGCUGAAGCUAGAGUCAGCUGUCGACCCUCGGCUGUCAAUGACCUCUCUACUACCAGUCGCGAUCCUGAAGGACUCUGCUCGUCAGCGGGCAGGCCGGGCAGGUCGCACGGCCGAUGGUGAGGUGUACAGGAUGUACAACAAGGAAACCCACGACCGCUACAUGCUCGACCAUGCACCCCGCAACUACGCCGUGACUGACUGUUUCAAGAUUCCGUGGCUUCUUGUCUUCGUAUACUGCAUUCGUCACUCGUCUGGUCAUUUCACUUCUGUUCAUUUUGGUGAGUGUCUGAUCCUCGCCCCGGCCCUGUACUCCGUCGCCAACAUUACGAAGAGGGCGAUGACAGGAGACAUCCUUGUUUUUAUGUCCGCGAUGGGGGACACCAACGUUCUCUGUGUUAUCCUGAAAGAGAAACAUGGUGAAAAGCUUCUUGUCGUCCCAUUGCACGCUCCACAAACUCCUGCCGAGCAGAAAAAGGCUACAUCUCGAUCUCAGCCUGACGGUUCAGUCCGAAAAUACGUCGUGGCAACCGACGUCGCUGAGGCCAGUCCCACCAUUCCUGGUAUUGUCUAUGACAUCGACACAGGAAUCGAGAAGCGUCCAGGAUACAACCCGAGGAUUGACAUGGAUAGUCUAACGACUUAUCAUAUAACUCAAGCCUCGGCAAUGCGGUCGCACUCAGCCCGGGGUUAUAUCUCUCUUCAAGGCGCAAUCACUGAGACGGGUCGCAUGGCUGCCAAGCUGCCCAUACACCCUAUGUGGUGGAAUGCCAUCGCCGAGGGGGCGCGUCUCGGCUGCACAAGCGAUAUCAUAAUGCUUGCCGCCGUCGGCAGUGUCCAGGGUAUGGACCAGUGGUGUUUGAACGCUUUCCUCGACGGCAAUAUCAUCGAAGAGAUUUUGCGGGCGCGCAGCCAGGUCAUCAAAGUCUACAACAAAAUGCCACAAAGCAACGCUCACGCCGCGACAUUCGAUGCCGAGUACGAGACCAAGGUCGCCAAGGCUCUUGCUAGGGACCUCUAUCACAACAUUGUCAUCCGCAAGGACGGUCAUGUUUAA